GUAACUAUAGAGGAACCAGCUGUCCCUGUGUGUCGGUGGAGGACAGUCUGUGGCAUGACUGUAAGUUGUUGGACGUAAGUUGUUUGGCUUAAGUUUGAAGGCAGUCACAUUAGAAGUCUCCGCGCUGGAGCGCGCGCCUAUGUGACGGAGCCGUUACAUGGAGAUUGGUGCGCAAAGAUGCUGAUACUUCUCCCUUUACUGUCAGUUGUGUGCGCCGCACAGGACCACAGCAUUUUCGACGGAACGUGCCCCAGAAAAGACCCCCCAGCUGGUGUGCUGGUGUUAUCACCGGGCAGUAACUUGGUUCUCACUUGCAAAGGUCAUGUAAUGGUGGACGGAGUAAAGGUCAACAUUGAUAACAACUCAAGCAUCACUGGGAAAGAGAGUUCCUCAGUUGCAUCCACAGACGCUGGAAACGCGAUAAACAAUCACCAAAUUACAUACAGGUCUGAAAAAGAAGGAUUUCACACGAAUCCUGAGGCAGAAAAUACGAGUCACAGAUUCACGGAUACGGCACACACAGAUUCUCCCACCACUCACAUGGUCCAACCAACCAGUGCAGGCAGACUUCUGAAGAGCGAGUAUGACUGGGAGGUGGAUGAAGACGGGGAAUAUGAGGAGGACGAGGAGGAAGAUUUGGGUGAAGGGAGAACAAGAGUAACAAGAGGCAUAAAAUCAAAGCUUCAGUGGAAGUGGGACGGGAAGACAGUGGAGACAGGAGUGAGAAACCGGAGUGAAAUCACACUUGAGAGAAGAGGGGCUUCACUGUCUCUGUCGGCAGUGAGAGCGUCAGACACUGGGAGAUAUUCCUGUCAUCACAAAGGCAGAGAGAAGUUCUCCUUGAAGGUGUUAGUUUCAGACCCUCCUGAGCGGCCCACUCUGUCCUGCUACAAGAAAACACCAACCAGUAAGAUCCGCUGUGAGUGGAAGCCUCAGCUGCCUGUGAUCAAACAGAUGAGCGCUUACCUCAUACUGAAGAAAAGCCUGUCAGAGACGUUCCAUCAGUCGCGGUGCUCAUACUCAGGACAGCGCUCUCGUUUUUGGUGCGCUCUGGACCAGGACGAGGACGAGCUGCGAGUGCUGCACAUGGCCUACCUGUGUGUUUCCAGUAUCACAGGCCAAGUCGCCAGCCCCCUGCUGCCUUUCACACCGAUGGAAAUUGUAAAGCCAGACCCUCCGUCAGAUGUGACAGCCACACAGGAGGAAGGACAUGAGAUGAGGAUAAAGGUCGCCUGGAAUUUUCCAGCCUCCUGGAAGCUUCAGGACAGAUUUUAUCAUCUAAUCUAUGAGGUCAAAUACAGGCUGCUCGAGUCGUCAUUUACUGAUGGCCAGGUGAAAAGCAUUAAGCGUCUGCAUUCACACACCAUCACCGAUGCAAUUCCUGGUGUUCAGUACCUGAUCUGGCUCAGAACUAAGGAAGAGUAUGAAGGUCAGUGGAGUGACUGGACUCCACCGCUCAGUGCCAGCAGCUGGACAGCUCAAAAGAUCGGUGACGAGCUGAUGACCACGAUGUUCCCAGAAUCCAUGGAGGAAGGAUCUGCAACAGAAGACGACGUGUCUGAUGUUCCUGGACACGUCAUUAGGGGAGUGGAGGUGUCGCACCACGUCCUGUGGAUCUGUGGUUCAUUUCUUCUCUUGUCAGUCCUUUUGGCUGUCUACAUGUUCAGACACAAAGACAGACUCAUACAUAAACUCUGCUGUUUGAGUGCCAUCGUCCAGUCUGCUGACUCGCCUCAACCUGCAGCUUCCACCCAAUCUGCACCAGAGGGACGGGCCCUGGUGACCUUUACCCCACCGUUUCACAAAGAACCCCCGCCUACAGAAGCAGAAGAAGGGGAAGAAGAAAAUGAGGAAGAAGAAGAAGAAAUAGAGGAGAGAACAGGAGCUAUGCAUUUCAACAACACAGAACGACUGUCUUGGUUGAGAAAAGGAAACUGUACUUGGAGUCCUUAUGGUUCCUCGUGAACUGUUGGAAACCACCUCGGGGACAACUUGAAAAAUCUGCUUUCUCUAACUCUAUCUCAUCAUUCCCAGAGACUGGAAUUUUCAGGAUAUCCUGCAGCCUUUUUACUAAAGAUGUAUAUCUUGAAAUAGCAGUAAAAAAAGUGGGUCCCUGUAUAUAAAUGUAUGAAACACUGUCUAUCUAUUUCACACCUAAAAUACCUCUGAAAAUACUCUCUUGUUGAAGUAUUUUGUCUGAACUUCAGUCUCCUGUGCGUUCUUAUCGAAAAUGUGUUGAUAAACAACGACACUUGGAUGCAGCUGUGAAGUUCUGCCGUCUGCCUGCCUCGUAUACACUUAUGUCAUGAGUUAUAUCACUCACACUCUGCCCUAAGUUUGCAAAUAUUCUUCAUUAUGUUUAAUUUUUUAUACCCUACCAUGUAUAUUGUUUUACUCUCCUUUUUUUGCAUGUUGUUCUGUUGUUGUAUCUAUGAGGGGACCUUGAGUAGCCUGCAAAACUCAGGUAAAUAAUAAUAAUAAAAAAUAGUAAUAGAUUUCA
This is a messenger RNA of Solea senegalensis (Senegalese sole), 2500 nucleotides long. RefSeq names its product interleukin 6 receptor (gene il6r). Bases 178 to 1965 code for a protein of 595 amino acids. The record is from RefSeq and is a predicted model, not a curated record. The transcript has 11 exons. Gene Ontology annotation, cellular component: external side of plasma membrane. Lineage: Eukaryota; Metazoa; Chordata; Actinopteri; Pleuronectiformes; Soleidae. Gene Ontology annotation, biological process: cytokine-mediated signaling pathway. Gene Ontology annotation, molecular function: protein binding; cytokine receptor activity.